AUGCUAUCUCUACCAAGUCUCGCUCCACAAGAUUCCUACACUCUCUGGUACACCUCCAACAACUCACCCAAUUCCACCCAACACACCGAGCCCAACCCUGAUCACUUCGGACCCAACACCCAAGGCCAGAACGGCCAACCCAAUCCUCAUCGUCGCAAUCAUGGCUUGCAUAGACACCCUCUCGCUCGGUUGCGCCAGGACGAAGAAUACAUCGAGCGGCGCAAACAGAACAUCCAGAACUAUGGCAAUUCAUGGAUCAAGCCCCCGGGCAUCCCUAAAUCGCUGCACCAGCUCCGCGAAGAGAAGCGGGAGAUGGAAGAACAUCAAGAGGCGUUGAGACGAGAGCAAUUGGCGCAAGAGUUGGCGGAGGCUGAGGCGAGUGCUGCGGAGGGAUUACUGCAAGGGGAGGGCAUGGAUGGGGAAAUGGAUGAAGCGAGGGAUCUGGAUGAUGAUGUUCCGGAAGCUGAUACGACUGCACUCACUUAUGAUGAUGCUGAUGAGACCGAUGAGGAUGAAGAUAUUGAUAAUGAAAUUGAGGAUGUUCCUCGUGGGGUUUUGGCCUCUAGGAUGCCUGACGAUGUCUACAGAGAGGCACUUAUACGUGGAGAAGCAGCCGGGGAUCCCCAAUUCGGCGGAGAUGGUGAUUCAACCAUUGAUGGAGAAGACGGCUCGCAGAUGUUACAAGAGGAAGACUUAGUCCACGAUGAUAGUCAUCUGAAUCACGAUGAGGAUAUGGGUAUGGAUGCGGAUCUUGAUGCAGAUAUUCCAGAAGCAGACGAGGGCUAUGAACAUACCGACACGGAAGAUGAACUGAGCAGUAGUGAAGAGGAGGAUGAAAGUGUUGAUGAGGGAAAUCUACCUCAAGCGCGAUAUCCAGCAGCGUCGAGUCUGGUGAGAAGUGAUGGAACUCAGAACAGUAUGGAUUUAAGCAGCGUGCUGUCGAAUGGUAGUAGCCAAGUCGGAAGUAGUCCCCAGCAAAGACGAUUUGGGCGAUAG
This is a messenger RNA of Glarea lozoyensis ATCC 20868, 996 nucleotides long. RefSeq lists its product as uncharacterized. Bases 1 to 996 code for a protein of 331 amino acids. Lineage: Eukaryota; Fungi; Ascomycota; Leotiomycetes; Helotiales; Helotiaceae. The transcript has 2 exons. Gene Ontology annotation, biological process: anaphase-promoting complex-dependent catabolic process. Gene Ontology annotation, cellular component: anaphase-promoting complex. The record is from RefSeq and is a predicted model, not a curated record.